Manihot esculenta (cassava) is the source of this 1535-nucleotide messenger RNA. RefSeq names its product protein IQ-DOMAIN 10. The record is from RefSeq and is a predicted model, not a curated record. Gene Ontology annotation, molecular function: protein binding. Lineage: Eukaryota; Viridiplantae; Streptophyta; Magnoliopsida; Malpighiales; Euphorbiaceae. Bases 368 to 1294 code for a protein of 308 amino acids. The transcript has 6 exons.
CCAUCAACCACCAGAUCAUGGCACAGCACCAAUUGAAUGGGCGAUGGCCUGGGCAACACCUCAUGACAUGCCUCCUUGUAGUUGAUAGUUCAACUUCCAUAAGCUCAAAUACCAGCUUCAGUGUAGUUGGGUUGUCACUCAUGGAAUUUCAUGGGGGAUUGAUUUUACAUUCCCUCUCUCUUUCUGGCAUUUCUUAUAUUUCACGCCUUCUUCUUUUUAUUGUUUUUUUAAUAAUUAUAUCUACAGCUGCUUCACCAUCCCCUCUUCUCAGACCCAGCAUCACCAGUCAAGAACAUGCGUUACUGUUUCUUCUUCUCUGUUUUACAUUGGUCUCUACACUAAAACAUCAAUACCCUGAGCUUACAAAAUGGGUUCAGGAGACUGUUUUAGGUCGUUAAUUAGCCUGAGGAAAACCAAGGUAGAUAGGUCCAAAAAGGUGAAGGUGCACUCAGCUAAUGAAAAAACAAAUGGGUCUGACUCUGAGGGAACUUCCAACUCUCAUAGAGAGUCAAAUAGUCCUGCUCCUGCCAAUGAUAGGCCAGAGAGAAGCGAUGGUGUUCCUGGAAUUUCAGCUGAACAAAGGGCAGCUAUCCGGAUUCAAACUGCGUUUCGAGCAUAUAUGGCAAAAAAGACUAUGCGCCGUCUGAAAGGAGUAGUGAGAUUUAAUGUAUUGAUUCAUUGCAAUGAUACUCAAAAGCAAGCUUCAAGCACAUUGAGCUAUAUACAUUCUUGGAGCAAUAUACAGGCUCAGAUUAGAGCUCGCCGCCACCAUAUGGUCACAGAAGGCAGGAUUAAGCAAAAGAAAUUAGAAAAUCAGCUAAAACUUGAGGCCAAGCUGCAUGAUCUGGAGGUGGAAUGGUGUGGCAGCUCUGAUACCAUGGAAGAAAUCCUUUUCAGGAUCCAACAGAGAGAAGAAGCAGCAGUUAAGCGUGAGCGAGCAAUGGCAUAUGCCUUCUCUCAUCAGUGGAGAGCCAAUCCUACCCAGUAUCUAGGCCAGGCAUAUUACAGCAUUGGCAAGGAAAACUGGGGUUGGAGCUGGAAGGAGCGCUGGAUUGCUGCUCGUCCAUGGGAGAUUCGGGUUCAUUCUCAGCUUAGUAACCCAAAGAAAGGCCAGAUCUUGCAAGUUAGCAAAUCAGAGAUGAAAAUAACACAAUCAAUCAAACCUGCUUUGUCAAAUGGGAAAGCAAGUACCAAAGCUCAAAAGCUGUCUAACACAGCAACUGUUGAUAAUCAAGCCGUCCGAGAAGCCAAUGCUACAGUUGGUAGCUCAUCUGGUUCAUUGAUUCCAAGCUGAAAGAUCAUAGCUUAGCAGAUUUCCAUGAACUCAUAAGACUGUUUUAUCUUGUGUUGUCCCUUUGAGGUUGGUGUGAACUUGGCUUGCUGUGUGUAAAAUAAGGCAAGAGACCCUUUAACUUGUAGCUUGAUAUGGCUAUUAUUUACUUUGCAAAAUUUUUCCUGUUUUUUCAAAUUCAGAACUGUAGAGUUUUAAGAAGAAUAGAUUUUAAAUGGAUAUUAGAGGUUUGAGCUUUGUUUUA